This is a messenger RNA of Osmerus eperlanus (European smelt), 4174 nucleotides long. It is a transcript of the gene tmcc1a, whose product is annotated as transmembrane and coiled-coil domain family 1a. The transcript has 5 exons. The record is from RefSeq and is a predicted model, not a curated record. Gene Ontology annotation, cellular component: endomembrane system. The coding region runs from base 615 to 2075 and encodes 486 amino acids. NCBI's taxonomy places the organism in Eukaryota, Metazoa, Chordata, Actinopteri, Osmeriformes, Osmeridae.
UUUCUCGCUGGGUGGAUUUUACGCCCCGUGGGCUUUGAGAACAGUUAACCCCGCGUUCCUUUUGUGGUCAGCUCCUGGUUGGGUUAACUCUGUCAGCUCUGUCCUUCCCAGUGUGUGUGGAGUUGACCCAGGACUGCGGAUCCUCCCGGGAGAGCAGGGUCUGAGGGAGUCGUGUUUGAUGAAGCGUGUGUCCUCCAUACGCAGGCUUGCCGUUGACUGGACUUUGCCCCGUACAGUGUGUGAGCACUGAAGCAUGGGCUGAGAGGAGCUGCCUGUGUUUGUGGGACUGUACGGCUGGUAGCAGCAGCAGAGCAGUCAGAUCCCUGGGUGGAUUCUGCUCCUCAGUGCUGAGGAAACUGGCUGGUCACUGAGGAUACUCUCUUUGAAGCUAUCUCUCUAAGCCCUGAACUUUUUUUUUUUCAUUGGGUCCUUCAGGGCUUUGUUUAUUUGGACUGUGGUGGACCCUUUGUUAAGUAGACUUUUUGUUGAAUGGACUUUGUGUAAAGCAGACAAGGAGUGUGUCCAGUGUGAUGAGUGGGCUGGCUCAGAGCCCUCCUCCCUGACAGACAAGCCUCUCCUGAGGCUGAGAGAAGCCCACAUAUGAGCCCCCCAUCAUGGAGGUCAUCUUACACCUGGUAACUGCUGACUCCUCUCCACCUCCCACCCCCACCACCAUCGACCGGUUGGAGGUGAGUGGGUUGCCUCAGACCCCUCUGUCCGUGUCGUGUGGGGCUGACGGCUCAUUCUCCGGGGCUGACGAUGGCACCCCUGACCCCCAGCGCACCAAGCAGGCCAUCGCCCAGCUGCAGCAGAAGAUCCUCAAGCUCACGGAGCAGAUCAAGAUCGAGCAGACUGCCAGGGAUGACAACGUGGCCGAGUACCUCAAACUGGCAAACAAUGCAGACAAGCAGCAGAGUGCCCGCAUUAAACAGGUGUUUGAGAAGAAGAACCAGAAGUCGGCCCAGACCAUCCAGCAGCUGCAGAGGAAGCUGGAGCACUACCACCGCAAGCUGCGCGAGGUGGAGCACAACGGCAUCCCUCGGCAGCCCAAGGAUGUGCUCCGGGACAUGCAGCAGGGGCUGAAGGACGUGGGGGCCAAGGUGACGGGCUUCAGUGAGGGGGUGGUGGACAGCGUGAAGGGGGGUCUCUCCAGCUUCUCUCAGGCCACGCACUCGGCCGCCGGGGCGGUGGUGUCCAAACCCCGCGAGAUCGCUUCGCUCAUCCGCAACAGGUUCGGCAGCGCCGACAACCUCCCCUCCCUCAAGGACUCCCUGGACGACCCUUCGGGGGAGGACGGGGUGACGGGCGGUGGCGGGCGCUCGUUGGGCAGCGCGGGACACCAUUUCCAGUCCAGCCCCAAGUACGGCAGCGAGGACGACUGCUCCAGUGCCACGUCAGGCUCAGCAGGGGCCAACAGCACCACGGGAGCCCCGGGGGGACCCCCCAGCUCCAAGGGCAACACCCUGGAGAGGAGCCAGAGCUCAGGCAUGGACAUGCUGCUGCAGGAGGUGCAGGAUCUGAGGGAGGGCCAGACGCGCCUGGAGGAGAGUCUGGAUGGCCUGAAGAACCACUACCAGAGGGACUACACUGUCAUCAUGCAGGCCCUGCAGGAAGAACGCUUCAGGUGUGAGCGUCUGGAGGAGCAGCUGAAUGACCUGACAGAGCUUCACCAGAAUGAGAUCCUCAAUCUAAAGCAGGAGCUGGCCAGCAUGGAAGAGAAGAUAGCCUACCAGUCCUACGAGAGGGCUCGGGACAUACAGGAGGCGCUGGAGGCGUGUCAGACGCGCAUCUCCAAGAUGGAGCUGCAGCAGCAGCAGCAGCAGGUGGUGCAGCUGGAGGGGCUGGAGAACGCCACGGCCCGCACCCUGCUGGGGAAGCUCAUCAACGUGCUGCUGGCCCUCAUGGCCGUGCUGCUGGUCUUCGUCUCCACCGUGGCCAACUGUGUCGUCCCCCUGAUGAAGACGCGCUCGCGCUCCUUCUCCACCCUCCUCCUCGUCCUCCUCUUCGCCUUCCUGUGGAGGAACUGGGACGCCCUCUCGGGAUACACACACCGAGCGCUGCAGCCCCCCAGAUGAUUAGGGCCAGGCGGGUAGUGUUCGCGUUGCUAAGGAGACGUCAAUGGUGUGACUUCUUGUCGCAUACAGGAAGCCGGAGAGCCUAACUGCAAUAGGAUGUGAAGGCUGUCUCGUCGGGCUCUGAGGAUUUCUCCAAUCAGCUGUCACAGAUAUGCAGGAAUUGGAAGUAAACCAGAGCGAAAGAGACAAGGAGGGAAGAUCAGUGAACAGUCACAUGACUUUCCUUUGGAAAAGAAGAGACUUUGUUUACAUAUUUGGAGACAAGAUAUUAUAGUGUUCUUUUCCUCACAGGAUGCAAUGUCAUACUGGUUUUAUUUUUAGAGGUUAAUCAAGUAUAUUGUCUUUACAUUUUCUAAUAUUUUAUUUGAAACAUUAUUGUAUUCUGUACCAUGUAGCAUUAAGCUCCUCCCACUCUGCACAAAGAGGAGCUUGUCAGGAAACUGAUUGGCUAUUCACCUCAGGGGCUAACCAGCCCCUAUGUCGAGACAUGAACAUGUUUUAGGCUGCCUUCAGGAAAUGACUCACUACCGAGCUGUGAUUGGUAGAAAUGUGAAGGCAAACGUUCCUCAAACCUCUGCUACUGCUACUUGAUUCUGAGACCAGACAACCUCAGAGAACCCUCCAUUUCCCAGAGUCAAAGGAAGGACAUUAUGUUUUGUGUCAUCAUGCAUAGAGACUCCUUGUGCUUCCGUACUGUUUUACUAGAAAUGAUUUACGUUUUUAAGUCAACAAGAACUUGAACUGUUUUAAAUAGGAGAGUGACAAACAUUAACUACAUAUAGAAUGUGGCACCAGAAAAGACAGAGGUUUGGGUCGACAACUUGCCACAAAACCACUGAAUAGGACCAUGGGGGCUAAUGUGAUAGCCCAUACACUGUAUUAUCCAUUUGGUCUCAAAUGUGUUUUUUCUGAAUGCUCGUUUUUAUUAACCUUUAGAGAAUCCCAGCACCUUACAGCACCCUGUACCGGACCCCCUGGGGGUAUAGGAGAAUGUGAAAAUACAUAGGUCGUCCAUCCUGUAGAUGACACAGACUUGAUAGGUGGUGUCCUCAUGUCCUUCCAAAUUUGACCUCUAAAAUCUAGUUUGAAGGAAGGCUGAUUCAUAUCUACAUUAAUAGUUGUCUCCACUGCCAUGUCAAAUCAAUGCACUUACCUGUGUAGGAAUAUUCUGCAACGCACUUCUACUGUCGCUGCUGAGUGUUCCACUCCCACCCUUUGCCACCCUACCAUUCUUCAUGCCAAAACAGGGAGGGGCCUGUCAGGGGUCAGCUGUGCCAGAAGGAGACCUAGGUCAGGAAGUCUCAAAGCAUGAGAAGACAGCCUAGUCCUUCCGUGUGAACAGACAGCACACGGUGCUGUAGUGCAUGAAUGACAUUUUUCAAGGUGAGGGCGAUGUAGUACUGUGAGAGACACAACCUCUGUGAUCAGGAUGUUGGGUGUUUAGAUGCGCAUGUCCUAACUCUGAUCCUGGUUUACAACUCAGUAUGCUGGCUCAGUAGAGGAUCUGUCUUAUCUUUAUUCAUCUGCUCCAGAGACAGUCCAGCUAAAGUCCACCAUGCUCCACAGAAGAUAACAGUAGGUCCGAUCAGUGGAAUUGUUGACCUGCACUUCCUAGUACUGUACACUGCUAGAGGACAAAGAUUGUAAUACACUUGAUAGCAAUUCCAUACAUAGUUGCUGAUGCAUAGCCCUCCUUGAUAGGGGUGGUGUUCAGGAUUAUAGUUAUUACUUUGGAACAGUUUUACAGAAUAGGAAUAAAUGGAAGUUAGUUGACACUGCAGUGGAUGUAGACAUAUUUAUGGCAUCAGAAUGAAUAUACACCCUGAAUGAAUAUUGUUCAUAUGUUGUGGUUGUGAACUCAGCCCAGUAGAGAUGCUCUCUGGCCCUGGUUAGACCUUGCAGUGACCUUUCUGAUGCAGCAUGGUAGGGUUGUGUAGCUAAACCACUCCAGUGCCUUCCAAUGUCCUUUUCUAAGUGUGGGAUAAUAAAAUAAAGUGCAUUCCUGACUAACUUACUCUGCCAUUUAUCUGUGUGUACAUAUGUGUGUGUUUGGUAUUUAGAUUGUUAAUGGAAUGAACACAAACACUAGAUGAGAUUCU